AUGGCGACCACGUUGCCCAGCCGGGCGAAGCAGGACUGGGCUGACGACGAGGACGUGGAGGAGACGUCGACGGAGUUGCCGCCGCCGCAGACGAUCAACAACAAGGAUGGGACUAAGACGACGAUCACGUACGGAUAUAAUGACCUGGGACAGAAGGUGAAGACGACACGCCGGAUCCGGUUGAUCACGCACCGCGAGGUGGUGAACCCGCGGGUGGCGGAACGGAUGACUUGGACGAAGCUGGGGCUGUCGGCUAAGGAUGGCAAGGGACCAGCGCAAGACACGACGUCGGUGGGCGAAAACAUUAUCUUCCGGCCGAGCGCCAACUGGCGCAAGGACGCCAAGGACGAGUCCAAGGACCCGAAUGCGGCAGCGCUCAAGGACAAGCUCAAGGACAAGAAGGUCAAGUGCCGUAUCUGCAACGGCGAGCAUUUCACGGCGCGCUGUCCGUACAAGGACACGAUGGCUCCGAUCGGCGAGACGACCGGCGGCCUGGGCGACGAGGAGGACGACGGGCCGGGUGGUGGCGGCGGUGGCAGCGGCGGCGCCAAGGGGCCGGGCACGCUGGGCCUCGACAAGAAGGGCUCGUACGUGCCGCCGGCACUUCGUGGCGAUCGUGGUGCGGCGGCGGGCGAGCGCAUGGGCGGACCAGGUGGCGCUGGCGGCAAGUACGGCGAGCGGGACGACUUUGCCACGCUGCGUGUGACCAACGUGUCGGAGCUGGCGGAGGAACAGGAGCUGCGCGAUAUGUUCGAGCGCUUCGGCCGUGUCACGCGCGUCUUCUUGGCCAAGGACCGCGACACCGGGCUGGCCAAGGGCUUUGCGUUUGUCAGCUUUGCCGACCGGACCGAUGCCGAGAAGGCUUGUGAGAAGAUGGAGGGCUUCGGCUUCAAGCAUCUCAUCCUGCGGGUGGAGUUUGCCAAGAAGGCGACCUAG
Messenger RNA from Grosmannia clavigera kw1407, 936 nucleotides. Its product is annotated as eukaryotic translation initiation factor 3 subunit. The transcript has a single exon. Gene Ontology annotation, cellular component: eukaryotic translation initiation factor 3 complex; cytoplasm. The record is from RefSeq and is a predicted model, not a curated record. Lineage: Eukaryota; Fungi; Ascomycota; Sordariomycetes; Ophiostomatales; Ophiostomataceae. The coding region runs from base 1 to 936 and encodes 311 amino acids. Gene Ontology annotation, molecular function: RNA binding; translation initiation factor activity.